CACCACCCCAGAUCCGCUUCUCCUUUGCAGCUGCCCCACCGCCUACACCUUCCUGCCACAGAGUUGCUGGCCCGUGGGCCGGGGCUGGGAAGGCAGUGGUCCAGGGCUCCUCAAGGUCGGGCAACUUAGGGUUCUGUGUGAGUCCUUGGGGUUCCCUGAUCCAGAAAGUUGGGAGCCAGCCUUGCUCCCCUCAUUCCAUAGCAUUACUGGCUCCUCCUGAACAAUGGCUAGAUGGUUCACCUGCCCUGGACCAUAGUGGCAGCCUCUUUGCUGCUCCGCUCACCUGUCCAGUCUCUAACGUCACAGCUGCCAGAGACACGGGGUCCCCUCUAAAGCUCUACUUAGAAUCUCUCCCUCCACUCAGACACCUCCUCACGGCUCAUCUGCAGCCGCAGGAACUCCCUCCCUCCACAGCACCCCCAAGGUCAGAGGCCAUGCCUGUACCCAGAGCAAGCUCCCCCUUUCACCUCUCUAUACCUGUGCCUCUGCCUGGAAGGUUUUCCUCCCCCUUGCAGCUGCUAAAGAUCCACUCCUGUCCCCAAGCCUUCUCCCUGUCCCCUGGACAGUUACUCUUUCCUCUGUGCCCCCAGCCCUAGAGUGCUUAGGGGGCUGGUAUGGCCCACCAGAAGGCACUAGCCUGCAUCCAUGCUGAAGCCUUCUGUCAGCCGCUGCCCUGAGAUGUCAAGGAAGGAAAGCCCAGGGAGCCUCUGUGUGUGUGUGUGUGACUCAGUCUGACAGACACGGGGUGAGAGACAGGUGGGGGAACCCAAACACUGAGGAGUAGAGACAGACAGGAGGGGCCUCAGUGAGACAUAGGUGUGAGCAGCCCAGGACACACACAGUCCUGGGGGAAAAAAGUCAGGGUGGGUGGGCCGCCUACUUGGCUUCGGUCUGUCUGUCCAUCUCUUGAUCUGAAUCUCCUUCCUGCUUAGGAUCUGGAGACCGAGCCGUCCCUGGACCCUUGUCUGUCCUCCCCCCAUACACCCUCUGUGCCUUCCACUCCAGCCAGGGGUUCCUUGCUAACAGAGAUCUGACUGUCCCUGCUUAAAGCUUUCUGUGGCUCCCCAGCCUUCAGGCCAGUGUCUGAGCUCCUUAACCCACAGUCAAGGCCCCAGGCCUGCCCUCUGAUCCUGGCACUCCCUGGCCUUCGUACCUGGGCCUUGAGGCCUUUGCUUACACUAGCCCUCUUCCCUAUCAUGCUCCCCUAGACAUCACUCCAUUCUAGCAAACGACUCAUUCUCUCCACAAAGCCUUCCUGGGCCCUCCAGCUCUCCAGCCCUCCGUGGUGCUGACCUGCACUGGCUGCCGUGAGGCAUGUCUCUCCCGUCACCACCCCCAGUGUUGGCACUCAGGAUGUGUUUGGUGAACUGAACCAGCUCUGUCUGAGAAGGGCAGGAGGGCUCCCCAGAGAAGGAGGCAGGUGGGGUGCGGAGUGAGACGGCUGGUGGGGAUCACCUGGGGCUAUGGGCUGGCCUGGGGAGUAGGACAGAGGAGGCCCGCCGUGGGAGGUGGGGGAGGGGGCAUCCUCCGCUGGCCAAGAGCAGGCCGGGAUGUGAGCCCCAGCCCUGUCCGAGUGCCCAGCAGAGGGCCCUCCCAGCCGGACGAUGGCUGAGCGGGUGAAUGGAGAAACCACAGGUAGAAAGAGAAGGUCUGGGGUGCAGGGCCCUAGCGCCCAGGCUGAGAGUGGUCCCACCCCAGCGGUCCCACCCCAGCAGGCAGGAGGGCGGAGCGAGGGUAGUGGGCGGUGGCCCCUCCUGGUUUCCUCCCCCUGGGGCAGCAGAGGCGACUCAGUCCCAGCUGGGUGUGUGUUGGUAACAACAGCAUGAGGCGAGGGGCCAGGAGCCGGAGAGAUGGGGACGGGCUGGUCCCCACGCAGUGCUUCCAGGCCGAGUGCUUUGACAAGCUGGUCCGCAAAUGCAUAGACUGCAAGCUCCUCCGGACGCCGAAUCCUACACCGGCCUCGCUUCCCUCUGACCCCCCCCUGCCCCCCCCUACCCCUCCGCCAGCGACGGGGAUGAGCAGCCUGGAGCCCAGGACAGCGCUGCAGCCGCAAGAGUCGGUGGGCGCGGGGGCCGGCGCCUGGGCGGAGACAGCGCUGCAGCUCCCCGCGCUCCUCUUCGUCGUCCCCGCGCUGCUGGGCCUGGCGCUGGCCCUGGUCCUGGUGGCCCUGGUGGCCCUGGUGAGCUGGAGGCGGCGACAGCGGCGGCUUCGCGCGCCGGUUCCCCCGGAGGCCCGCGACACAGAACAGGACGAACCCCUGAAUAGUGUCACCAUCCUCUCCUCUGGACCCCUUGAUGCCACAUCUCCUAUCUGGCCUUCACCCAGAGAAGACCCAGCCACCACCCCACCUGCCCACAGCGUCCCUGUGCCAGCCACAGAGCUGGGCUCCACUGAGCUGGUCACCACGAAGACAGCUGGCCCUGAGCAAUAGUAGCAACAAAAGGGACAAGAGGUGGCCCCUGCCCUCUGUGGACUGCCAGCCAGGGAUUCGGAGGUUUGAAUUUGGCUUUUCACCCCACCUGCCCCUUUUCUGGGAGCCAGGCUGCUCCCGAGCACAUCCAGCAGAACCACAGACAUGGCAGAUCAGAGGGUUCAGCCAGCACCAUGUCCUAUGGCAGGUCAGCGUUUGGCUUAAAAUCCUACCAUCUUUGGAAGCCACUGAAGGUUGUGACUGAGCUCCUGUGUUUUUGAGUAGUUGGGGCACUUUGAGUAGGAGGCUUCUCUUUUAGAGUGCGGAAGCCACCAUUAAGCUGAAAUGAAUCUAGGAAAAGAAUCGAGUGGGAGGAUGCCUAAUUUAUAGCUAGGUGUUGUAUCUCUUUAAUACUUUGUCUCAAGAGCUGUCCUACUUUUCAACUGAUGCAAAUGGCAGGAAUGAUUAAACACAAAACCAAACCAAACGAAAAACCAAUUGAUGGGUUUGCUUUGGGAUAUAAUACAAGAUCAUUUGUUAAGAGUAGGCUUAAGAGCACGAGCUCUGAGCAACAGGGCCGCUGGUUUGAUUGCCACAUGGGCCAGUGACACUGCAUCUAAGCUG
Hipposideros armiger (great roundleaf bat) is the source of this 3034-nucleotide messenger RNA. It is a transcript of the gene TNFRSF13C, whose product is annotated as TNF receptor superfamily member 13C. Gene Ontology annotation, molecular function: signaling receptor activity. The transcript is spliced from 3 exons. The record is from RefSeq and is a predicted model, not a curated record. Bases 1823 to 2431 code for a protein of 202 amino acids. Gene Ontology annotation, cellular component: external side of plasma membrane. Gene Ontology annotation, biological process: positive regulation of T cell proliferation; tumor necrosis factor-mediated signaling pathway; positive regulation of B cell proliferation. Lineage: Eukaryota; Metazoa; Chordata; Mammalia; Chiroptera; Hipposideridae.